Messenger RNA from Alternaria postmessia, 450 nucleotides. RefSeq lists its product as uncharacterized. Gene Ontology annotation, cellular component: membrane raft; Ragulator complex; late endosome membrane. The record is from RefSeq and is a predicted model, not a curated record. The transcript has 3 exons. Bases 1 to 450 code for a protein of 149 amino acids. Gene Ontology annotation, biological process: regulation of receptor recycling; lysosome organization; cholesterol homeostasis. Lineage: Eukaryota; Fungi; Ascomycota; Dothideomycetes; Pleosporales; Pleosporaceae.
AUGGGCAUCUGCUCGUCGUGUUUAGGAGGGCGAAAGACUUCCGAGGCAGACCACUCGGAUAGCUCGCACUUGCUCGGAGACCCUUACCAGCCCAACUAUGGUACCGCCAGUAGCACCCACAACGCGCCCCAGCCCGACCCAGAGGAGCUUCGCCGUCAGCGAGAGAACCUGGAGCGCAUUUGUGCUGAGACGAACGAGCAACUGAUCCCCGUCUCUCAACCGAGCGCCCUCCCGGAAGUCACCCAACAACCCUCCAAGAACGACGAGUACGCCCAUCUCUUCAACGAGCGCUUCAAGUCGAUACGAACAGAGCGCCCAUCCUCCGCCGGUGACAACGAAGAUGACGAGACCACUUGGCUUGAGAACGCUGUCGGCAACCAGGGCGAGGAUGAACUGGACGAGAUCAAGCCAGCUAAGGGACAGCUGACAAUCCAGUUCGGUCAAAGAUAG